AGCGUACAAUUAUGAAAAGUUGAUAUUUAAAAUUUCUUUGGUUAAUCACGAAUAUAAUGUAACCAAGAUAGGAAUUGCGAUGUAAAGCAGAUAUCCGCUUGGUAACGUUGAACCAGUAAUGCGUCGACCUGAAACGUCGUUUUCCUCUUGUUUAGCCAAGUUUACAAUUCCAAAUUAAAUUGCUCACUGUUUGUUAUGUUUUGAAAUUCUUAAGCGAAUGCACAAGCAAUCAUAUAAAAAAUGAACGUCGUUCCAGGCACUGCCUCGCUCCUCGAGGAACUUGACAAAAAAUUAAUGGUUUUGCUGAGAGACGGCAGAACGUUAAUUGGAUAUCUUAGGAGUGUCGAUCAGUUUGCAAAUUUAGUUCUUCAUCGUACUAUUGAAAGGAUCCACGUUGGCAAAGAGUACGGUGAUAUUCCCAGAGGAGUUUUUAUUGUUAGAGGAGAGAAUGUAGUUUUAUUAGGGGAAAUAGACAAGGAUAAAGAGAAAAAUUUACCUCUAUCGGAAGUUUCAGUCGAUGAUAUUCUUGAUGCUCAAAGAAGAGAACAAGAAUUGAAGCAAGACCAGGAACGAUUAAUGAACAAAGCAUUAAAAGAUCGUGGCUUGUCGUAUAUACCCGACUUGGGCCACGACGACAUGUUCUGACCGAAGACAAUGGCCUAAAAUUUACAUUCGUCGUUUGAUAAUUUGCAUCAAUCCAAGCUAAGAACCGAGCUCGACUCCUUUAAAAUUUUAAUAA
Ceratosolen solmsi marchali is the source of this 739-nucleotide messenger RNA. RefSeq names its product U6 snRNA-associated Sm-like protein LSm1 (gene LSm1). The transcript is spliced from 3 exons. The record is from RefSeq and is a predicted model, not a curated record. Bases 241 to 645 code for a protein of 134 amino acids. Gene Ontology annotation, molecular function: mRNA binding. Gene Ontology annotation, cellular component: Lsm1-7-Pat1 complex; P-body. Gene Ontology annotation, biological process: deadenylation-dependent decapping of nuclear-transcribed mRNA. NCBI's taxonomy places the organism in Eukaryota, Metazoa, Arthropoda, Insecta, Hymenoptera, Agaonidae.